CGCCUAUGCAUUCAACAUAAACAGGACUUGGUAUGCGCUAUGCUGAUGAUCGUGUGAUGAGGAGGUUAGUGACGUCUGGCCUUAACAUCAAAAUCAAAGACUUGGUCUCUAAAGGAUUAUAUCAUCAAACCCUUCAAGUCUACAAAGACGAACUCCAUUCUUAUGGCCUCCGCGCAAACACCUCCAUCCUUCCUUCAAUCAUCAAAGCUUGCUCCUCCCACCAUGGCCAUGGACUUGGGCUUCAACUUCACUGCAUGUCUCUCAAGUCAGGCUCCAACUCAGACUCCGUCGUAUCCAAUUCUCUCAUUUCCUUGUAUGCCAAACUUGCACUUGUCGGAGCAGCACGUCAGGUGUUUGAUGAAAUGCCUGAAAGAGACGUCAUCACCUGGAAUUCCAUCAUAAAUUGCUAUAUACAAAACGGGCAUCUCAAGAAUGCACUUGAUGUGCUUAAACAAAUGUAUUUCAACGGUUUUACUCUGAAAUCGGAGCUGAUUGCCAGCAUUGUAUCAGUUUGUGCAAGGACAAGAAAGUAUAGACUAGCAAGACAGAUUCAUGGCCUUGUUGUUGCUGAUCACAAGAUUAAUGAGGAGUCGGUGUUCUUUUCAACGGCUCUGCUUGAUUUGUAUAUGAGGUGUCAUCAAACUUCAAUGGCCUUCCACGUCUUCUAUAACAUGGAAGUAAAAAAUGAAGUGUCUUGGACCGCCAUGAUCUCGGGAUGCAUUGCUAAUCACAGCUAUGGAAUGGCAAUAAAUUGCUUCCGGGAAAUGCAGGUUCAGGGAUUGAAACCCAAUCGGGUGACCAUACUUGCCAUCUUACCAGCUUGCACCGAGCUGGGAAACAUAAGAUGUGGUAAAGAACUUCAUGCCUAUAGUUUCCGUCAUGCGUUUGAAUCAGACCCCCAUUGCUCAGCAGCAUUCAUACACAUGUAUUGCAAGUGCGGGAAAUUUUUGCGUCCUGCCAAACUAAUAUUCGACAAGGUUUCUCUUAAAGAUGUUGUCAUGUGGAGUUCGAUGAUUGGGAGUUAUUCUGAAUGUGGAGAUAGCGUGAAAGCUUUAAAGCUUUUUAGCCAAAUGCGAGCUGAAGGAGUUGAUCCUAACUCUGUAACAAUACUGGCCAUCAUCUCUGCUUGCACUUCACUUUCUUCCCUACAGAUCGGAUGUGGAGUCCAUAGCUAUGUCUUGAAAUCUGGGUUGAAUUCUGACGUUUUCACUGGGAAUGCACUUAUAAAUAUGUAUGCCAAGUGUGGUUGUCUCAUGGAUUCAUAUGAAAUUUUCAAGGAGAUGCCAAGUACAGAUUCUGUCUCGUGGAGCACAAUGAUUGAAAGCUAUGGCCUUUAUGGUUGUGGUAAUGAAGCUCUGAAACUCUUUCUUGAGAUGCAAGAUAGACGGAUAGAGACUGAUGCGAUCUCUUUCCUCUCAAUUUUAUCUGCUUGUAACCACGCUGGCCUGGUGGAAGAAGGCAAGAAGAUCUUCAAACAGAUGCUAGACGAUAGUAGAAUAACAUUAAAUGUAGAGCAUUAUGCUUGCUAUGUUAAUCUUCUUGGAAAGUUUGGAAAGCUCGAAGAUGCUUGUGAGAUUGUAAGAUCAAUGCCCAUGAAACCAAGUAGUAGAAUUUGGAGUUCUUUGGUCACAGCUUGCAGGGCUCACGGAAGGUUUGAAAUGGCUGAAUCCUUGGCGCAUCGUCUUGUUAGAAAGGAGCCUCAGAAUGCUGCCAACUAUACCUUACUGAGCAUGGUUCAUGCUGAAGCUGGUAACUGGUCUGGCGUGGAGGGCGUGAGGAGAGCUAUGAGAGUACAAAAAUUAAGGAAAUGCUAUGGACUUAGCAGGAUAUAGCUGAUAUAAUGAUCAACUGAUCAUCAGCUUGUAAGGUCAACAUCAUUAAAGAAAUA
Argentina anserina (silverweed cinquefoil) is the source of this 1888-nucleotide messenger RNA. Its product is annotated as pentatricopeptide repeat-containing protein At4g31070, mitochondrial. Gene Ontology annotation, cellular component: intracellular membrane-bounded organelle. Gene Ontology annotation, molecular function: protein binding; RNA binding. The transcript has a single exon. Gene Ontology annotation, biological process: RNA modification. The record is from RefSeq and is a predicted model, not a curated record. Bases 33 to 1832 code for a protein of 599 amino acids. NCBI's taxonomy places the organism in Eukaryota, Viridiplantae, Streptophyta, Magnoliopsida, Rosales, Rosaceae.